Molecule: messenger RNA, 1984 nt
Organism: Apis mellifera (honey bee)
Lineage: Eukaryota; Metazoa; Arthropoda; Insecta; Hymenoptera; Apidae
Gene: Vps33B
Product: vacuolar protein sorting-associated protein 33B
Exons: 6
Coding region: 135-1853 (572 amino acids)
Biological process (GO): vesicle-mediated transport; intracellular protein transport
Cellular component (GO): CORVET complex; lysosome
Source: RefSeq, a predicted model, not a curated record
UAUUUAAUUUUCAUCGUCUUUUUACCGUUGAAUAAAAAUAUAUGGCAUCUUUAUAAAUUAUAAAGGGUAAACAACUUUACUAUUAUAUUAUUAAUUUAUCGAAAUCUAUAUAAAUCGCAUAUAUUUAAAAAAAUAUGGACAUCACAUUGGAUGAUAGAUUAAAUGUAUUACAACAAAUAAGUCAACGAAAACUCGUUGAAAUUUUGGAUGCGAUUCCUGGAAGCAAAGAUCUAGUGAUAGAACAAAAGCUUAUGAAAAUUUUGGACAGUUUUGUAGGCGUUUCUGUGCUCAAACGUUAUGGUGUUGAAAAAAUUUAUAAAAUGGAACAAGGAUUAAAACUUUCAAAUAAACAGCAUAUAUUUUUGAUUUCAAGUGAUUUGAUUGCUUGCAAGAGAGUAUUAGAUCAAAUACAAUCAGAGAUCAAAUACAAUCCUCUAAAUAUUACAUCUCAUGUACAGCCAUAUCAUCACAUUUUAGUUACUCCAUUUGUGCCUACUAUUCUUAAUUCAAUAAUUGAAGAAGAGGGGUUAUCUGGAUUAGUUACAUUACAAACACUGUCUUGGGAAUUCAUAAGAUUAGAUGGAAAUAUCUUAUCUUUAGAAAACUGUAUGUUUAUUGAUCUUUACUAUCACAAAGAUACUACAUUGCUACCAGCAUUAGGACGUAGCUUAUGGUCAUUACAACUUAUACUUGGUUCUCCUAAAUUAACAAUUUCUAUUGGAAAAUAUAGUCAGCAGAUGCUUAAAAUUAUGGAAUCUAUGAGACAAUGUUUAGGUUCUUCUAAUAUAGAAAAUGAAAUAGGAGCUUUGAUUAUAAUGGAUAGAAAUUAUGAUUUGAUUACACCUCUUUUAACACCUGUAACUUAUGCAGGAUUAUUACAUGAAGUAGUAGAAAUAAAUGUUGGUACUGGUAUUUUGGGCAAGUCUCAAACCAAAUUAGAUCCUGAUAAAGAUCAAAUUUAUGGAGAAGUAAGAGACACUCCAUGCAGCGAAGUUUUCCCAAUUUUACAUGGAAAGGCUAAGUUAUUAAAAUUGGAACAAAAUGCCAUACAAACGAUGAAAUUAUCUGAAAUGGAACGAUAUAUAGCAACAAAAUUACAGAAAACUAGAGAUCUAACACGACAACUUGCUUUUCACAUUUCUGCUUGUCAAUUAAUAGCAGAUACAUUAAGUUCUGACUUUCAAACCUUACAAAAAAUAGAGAAAUAUAUACUUGAAUGUAAAGAGAGGAAAGAGUGUUUGAAUCAUAUUGAAAGAUAUAUAAAUGAUCAUCCAUUAAGAACUUUACGUUUAUUAUGCUUAUUGUCAAUUGCAAGUGAUGGAAUUACACAAAAUGAGUUGCACUGUAUACAAAAACUUCAUCUUCAUGCUCAUGGUUAUAAGCAUAUACCUUUAUUUUAUAAAUUACAAAAUAUAGGUUUAUUAAAAUGCAGAUUAGAAAAUAUUUUACAUAAGUUGCCAAAUUGGAGCAGUGAAUGGAAUAAUAAUGCACAAAAAUUAAAAUUAUUACCCAGCUAUUUCAAACAAACAGAACAAAAAGGUCGUUCGUGUCCAAGUUAUGUAUUUAAUAAUGUUUACAUACCAUUAAUUGCUCAAAUAUUAAAUACUGUGAUAAAUCAAGAAAGAGAUUCCAAAAGUUUCGAAGAAUUAACAAAUUUAUCCAACUGUAUCAUAAAUGGUCAACGUGGUUCAUUGUUACCAAAAAUGAUAGUGAUAUGCAUUAUUGGAGGUAUUACAUAUGCUGAAAUAACUGCUUGUAGAUUUAUAGAAAGAUCUACUGGAAUUCGACUUGUACUGGCAUCGGAUAAUAUAAUAACAGGUAAUAAAGUAUUUGAAAAAAUACAAGAAAUAUGAACACUUCAAGAUGGUAAUUAAAAUUCUGUAAUAACUAAUAUUGUUUAUUUUUGUAUGAUAAAUCGAAUCUUUUUAUAUGUAAAUAGUAGCAAAUAUGGAAGUAUGAAUAUACAUUAAUGUAUAAUUAUUUA